GCGGUGAUGAGUGACCUUGGGGAAACAAGCGGUUCCUCCGGUCUGCGCCAUUCCAGUGGUUCCAACUACAGGACGUGCUGCAUGACUAUGACCCCACCUACGAGCGCAACGUAGUGCUCCGACAUGCCUAGUGUUCACAACUCAAUUAGCCUCCCCAAGCACAACCCAAGCAACUCCGCAUCGAUUCGCGUCGAGCAACAUCAGCACUAGCAGCAAUGGCUCCCAACCAACAGACUGCCAACGCGACUGCUGAAAAGCACGCUGUUGGACCCAAGCCCAUGUCUGCCAAGACCAUCGCCAUCCUCAAGGCCACCGCCCCCGUCGUCAAGGAGCACGGCACCGAGAUCACCUCCACCAUGUACGGCACGAUGUUCUCCGAGUUCCCGGAGGUGCAAAAUCUCUUCAAUAUGUCCCACCACCGAGUAGCCGGCGCCACCAAGGGUGGAGCACCCCCCGGUGUUUCGCGUCAGGCUACCGCGCUUGCCAACGCUGUCAUUGGCUUCGCUGCCAACUGCGACCAGCUCGGUAACCUCGGUGAUGCCGUUCCGCGUAUGGUGCACAAGCAUGUGAGUCUAGAUAUCCGUGCCAAGCACUACCCAAUUGUCGGUGGAUGUCUGCUACGUGCCAUUAAGACCGUCCUUGGUGACGCCGCUACCGACGAGAUCAUUGACGCGUGGAAAGAAGCCUACUGGUUCCUUGCCGACCUCCUCAUCCAGGCAGAGGACAACCUGCGCGACGAGUUCGAGAACAUGCCAGGUGGUUGGGCUGGAUUCCGCGACCUGCGCGUCUCUCGCAAGGUCAAGGAAAGCGACGAGGUCACGUCGUUCUACCUCGAAAGCACCGAUUCGUCCAAGGGUCUCAUGACGUUCAAGCCUGGCCAGUUCCUAUCGCUCAAGUUUGACAACCUCCAGAAUGGCCGCUCCAUUGUGCGCAACUACAGUGUGUCGUCUGCUCCAGGCCAGAACUUCUACCGUAUAUCUGUCAAAAAGGAGUCUGGCAAUGCUGCCAAUGACGUUCCUGCUGGUGUAGUCUCGUCACACUUGCAUAACGAUGUCAAGGUCGGUAGCAUCCUGCACGUGGGUGUACCGUGCGGACACUUCUACCUUCAGCCUUCCACUAAGCCGAUCGUGUUCAUCAGCGGUGGUGUGGGUUUCACCCCACUACUCAGCAUGCUCGAGUCACUUGUGGCAUCGUCAGCGAAGAAGCAGCCUGUUGUGUUCGUGCAGUACGCUCGUAACCCCAACGUUCGCGCAUUCGGCGAGCACAUCGAGAGUAUCGCCAAGAAGAACGACUUCGUCACCGCGCAUACAGUCUACGGCAAGUUCGACAUCAACCAGCUCGAGAAGUUCCUGUCAUCGAAGGACUGCGAGUUCUACUUCUGCGGCCCUGCUGGCUUCAUGACGGCCGUGUUCAAGUCGCUCAGCAAACAGUGGUCUGUGCCCGCGACUCAGCUGCACUACGAGUACUUCGGCCCCACACAAGAUAUCGGCGCUGACAACUCGACGAAGGGCCCACCGUCCGCUUGUCCGUUUGCCACCUUCGACUACCACACACGACUGAUGAGCAGCCAUGACAAGCCGUCACGAACGGGUUUGAUGGUCGCAGCUGCAGUUGCCACGUCCGCCGUGGUUCUCACGACGCUUUUACGAUCGAGAAAGUAAGCGACACAUCGAUUUAGGUGCGUGCGUUAGCGCGCAUGUUCGAGUUCGAGUAGGCUAUUAUCUUACUCCAAUACAGGAUCCAUUCGCUUUUGUAGUCUCCAAGUUGAAGUCGAGUG
Phytophthora nicotianae INRA-310 is the source of this 1777-nucleotide messenger RNA. RefSeq lists its product as hypothetical. Gene Ontology annotation, molecular function: nitric oxide dioxygenase [NAD(P)H] activity; FAD binding; oxygen binding. Lineage: Eukaryota; Oomycota; Peronosporomycetes; Peronosporales; Peronosporaceae. The record is from RefSeq and is a predicted model, not a curated record. The transcript has a single exon. Gene Ontology annotation, cellular component: intracellular anatomical structure. The coding region runs from base 216 to 1661 and encodes 481 amino acids. Gene Ontology annotation, biological process: nitric oxide catabolic process; cellular response to nitrosative stress.